This is a messenger RNA of Ochotona princeps (American pika), 1329 nucleotides long. RefSeq names its product tetraspanin 6 (gene TSPAN6). Gene Ontology annotation, cellular component: membrane. The transcript has 8 exons. NCBI's taxonomy places the organism in Eukaryota, Metazoa, Chordata, Mammalia, Lagomorpha, Ochotonidae. The record is from RefSeq and is a predicted model, not a curated record. The coding region runs from base 347 to 1084 and encodes 245 amino acids.
GCUGCUGGUGAUAAAAUAAUGUGAUGAAGAAAUAGGGGAGGGGGAGGGAGGGGGCGGGAAAGAUUCUCUGGAAGACACAAGCAUGAAGAAAAGCUCCACUUGAAGACCUAUGAAAUUUCCGACACUAGAACCUUUGUAUAUAGUUUUCAGUAACCUUCGGCAGGGGGCGCUCGGAAGUGGUCACCACUUUCCGGACAGCCUCCGGGACUUUACCCUUUAGAAAAUUGUACAGUGUUUCCGGCUCUUCUUGUAGACGCUCGUAAGUGUUCGGCAGGUUCCGGCGAGACUCGGCAACUGCACGUCUCGCUCACUCAGCUCCGGUGGGUGCAGGGUCCCGGGCAAAGUCAUGGCGUCCCCAUCUCGGAGACUGCAGACUAAACCCGUCAUUACUUGUUUCAAGAGCGUCCUCCUGAUCUACACGUUCAUUUUCUGGAUUACUGGUGUUAUCCUUCUUGCCGUUGGCAUUUGGGGUAAGGUGAGCCUGGAGAAUUAUUUUUCCCUUUUAAAUGAGAAGGCCACCAAUAUCCCCUUUGUGCUCAUUGGCACGGGCACUGUCAUUAUUCUUUUGGGCACCUUCGGCUGUUUUGCUACUUGCCGAGCUUCUGCAUGGAUGCUGAAACUGUAUGCGAUGUUUCUGACUCUCAUUUUUUUGGUCGAACUGGUCGCUGCCAUCGUAGGAUUUGUUUUCAGACAUGAGAUUAAGAACAGCUUUAAGAACAAUUAUGAAAAAGCAUUGAAGCAAUACAACUCUACCGGAGACUACAGAAGUGAUGCGGUAGAUAAGAUUCAAAGUACGUUACAUUGCUGUGGUGUCACAAAUUAUAAGGAUUGGAAAGAUACUAAUUACUACUUAGAAAAAGGAUUUCCGAAGAGUUGUUGUAGAGUUGAAGACUGUUCUCCACAGAGAGAUGAAGCUAAAGUCAACAACGAAGGAUGCUUCAUAAAGGUAAUGACCAUUACUGAGUCAGAAAUGGGAGUCGUCGCAGGAAUUUCAUUUGGGGUUGCUUGCUUCCAGCUGGUAGGAAUCUUUCUAGCCUACUGCCUCUCUCGUGCCAUCACAAAUAACCAGUAUGAGAUAGUGUAACCAACAUAUCUGCGAGCCUUGCUCCUCUCCAACUUUAAGGACACUUAGGUUACCCCCUGUGAACUACAAAAAUGCCUGGAUGGAACGCUGACGAAUACUACAUACCAGUAGAUUGAAAGACUACAUCAAGAGACCUAAUCAAUCUUCUAAAUCUGCCUUUUAGUGCCAUUUUUUGUUAGGUCAUUGAAACCCUGUAUUCCUCCGAAACACUGGAAGAGCUAGUAAAAUGUAAAUGAAAUACUGUG